Molecule: messenger RNA, 3089 nt
Organism: Trichomycterus rosablanca
Lineage: Eukaryota; Metazoa; Chordata; Actinopteri; Siluriformes; Trichomycteridae
Gene: nucks1a
Product: nuclear casein kinase and cyclin-dependent kinase substrate 1a
Exons: 8
Coding region: 183-1091 (302 amino acids)
Biological process (GO): double-strand break repair via homologous recombination; interstrand cross-link repair
Cellular component (GO): cytoplasm
Molecular function (GO): double-stranded DNA binding; single-stranded DNA binding
Source: RefSeq, a predicted model, not a curated record
UAUUAAACUAAAGCCUUCAGCCAUAAGCGCGUUUUCUUCCUUUUUAUUCGGCUUUGGUUGGCUCGGGAGGACGUUUCCUUCCCACAGACCGCUCUUAGCAUUUUGCUGUAAAUUAUUUCCUCUUUUAUUCCUCUCUUUUUCUCGUUUUACGUGGUUUUUUUUAGCUUCGGUGUUCCUGCAAAAUGUCAAGACCCGUGAGGAACAGAAAAGUGGUGAAUUAUUCACAGUUCAAUGAAUCUGAUGAUGGAGAGGAUUAUGAGCCAGGCUCAGAAAAGCCCAAAAAGGUGCGGGCAGCUCCACGGGAAACCAAGCACAAGAAGUCCAAAAACUCACAAGAAGAAAGUGAUGACUCUGAUGACAAACAUUCCAAAUCCAAAAAUGAUUCAGCAGAUGACUUUGGGAGUGAUCAAGAUAAUGACUUUGGAGCAGAAGAGGAAGAUGGAGGAAGCGAUUACGAAGCUAAAAAAGUCAAAAAAGGAAAGAAGCCGAAGGUGGAAAAGCCCAGCAAACGCUCUCUGAAGAGGAAACGAGGUUCAGCAGACGACAGUGAUGAAGAUAAAGUGAGCAGGAAGCCCAGGCAGGUGAGGCAAGCUGCCUCGAAGGCGGCAUCCAAACAGAGGGAGAUGCUGCUGGAAGACAAAGGAAGUGAGGACGAGGAGAAAGAUGAGGACGAGCAGGCCUUCGUUGACCAAGAGUCUGGUAGCGAUGAGGACUUCAUGAUGGACGACGAUGACGACAGCGACUACGGCCAUUCCAAAAAGAAGGGUAAAAAAGUGAUCCAGAAGGGAGGAGGACGCAAGGUGGAAAAGAAGGAGAAGAAAUCACCUAAACCCCGGCUAAAGGCUACAGUCACCCCCAGUCCCAUGAAGGGAAAGGGCAAAGGUCGUCCCAGUGCAGCUAAGGCCCUAGAAAAAUCCUCACCCAAGGAGGAGGACGAACCGGAGAGCGCACCAGAAGACGAAGAGGAAGACGAGGAGGAAAAGAAGAGCACGCCGCCCCCCGCCAAAAAGAAGGAAAAGUCCCCUGAGGAGGAUGAAGAAGAGGAAGAGGAGGACGGUUCAGAAGAGGAUGCACCAUCUGGAGAAGACUAACCAGCUCGCUUCUUUUUUUUCCUCUCGCUUCUUCUCGUACCCUUUUUUCUCUCUAGCUUUAUUUUCCCUUCCUGAGGGUCUUAUUUUUUCUGUGGUGACCUGGCUUUUUUUAAUCAAUAAUUUUUGUAUCACAAACUGCAUCGUCCCAAAUCAUGAGUGUGAAGAAAAUGUGACAGAAUUGUUUUUAUUUGAAGGUAACUGUAAGGAAACACCAUGCUUAUCCUUUUAUAAUGGGCUGCUGCUCUGGAUGGCUUUACACAGGUUCCUUUAUUAUCCAUUACUCCUUAUUUUCUGAUGUUUUCUAAUGCUGGUUUACAGACGCUGUUUACACUUGGUUGUUUUAUGCGUCGUUUAUGUAGAUUGUAUUCUGAUGGUUUAAACCAUGUAGUAAAGUGUCUAUCAAGACCUGAAAUUCUUUAUCAUGCAUUAUGUGUAAAUCAGCUCAUAAACCCCGUGCACCAGCUUGCUUUGUUCUUCUUUUUUAGGUGUUUAUUCAAAAGUUACUUGUUAUUUAGCUAAAAUGCAGCUCAGAUUCUUUAAUCAUGUUUCAGCUAUUUAAUCUAAAUCUAUUUCAAAUGCCUUUCUGGUGAUUUACAUUUAAUUAUGUGCAUUUGUUUCAGUACCGCAGAACAAAGUUCAGUCUUUAGAGCGCUUGUUUAAAGGGUUUUGGUUCUGCUAACAUCUGAGCCGUGCUAGUUCACAUCCAUGGCAAGAACAGCGAUCGGUUGGAACGUGUUGAUUAGCAAUUUUAAGCACACAAUGUCUUUAAGAAGGUACUUUUUGACAAAGUACUAUGAAGUUUGGGACGUAGCAUGUUUCAUUAAACGCUUACCAGUAGCUCGGCCUUUACACAGCUUACUUUUUUUUUACAUUUUCUUUAUGGUUUUCCAGAUUCUCAUUAUGAGAUCACACAGCUCCACAAGUCGUGAAAUGGUUGUUGGUUAUACGAACUGGAGGCAUUAAAAACACUAAGACAUGCAGAGCUGCAGAUCCAGGAUUGGGAGAAAACAUUGAUUAAACACACGUAUUAGUUGUUGUUUUAGUCUUUGUUUUAUAUCUAUAAAAUUGCUUACUAAGAAUACCUGUAAAUUAUUUUUUUUUCUUUUGCAGGAUUAUAGUUGCUCAAUGCCUGGUCAUGGUGGCAUUUUGUCUACUAUGAAUGUUUUCAUUCCAUGGUUUACAUAAAGCCAUUCGUGUUCCCAUGCUUUUGUAUUUGUCUUUAAAAAUCUUUAUGAUUUUCUUGCUGUUUUGAAUGAAAUGGAUUUCUCAGAUUCUUCUUAGUUUCUAUCUCAUUUGAAAUGCACUAUGAUGGAUCUGCUGAUCGAAGGCGUGCAGUUUUAAUAUGCAUUGUGUGAACGUAUUUGUGUGUUGGAACGGUAUGAUAAGUUUUUUGUGUUUCAUUAAUGGACGUCUCAUAAACAGUACCCUUGUCUUGUUUCCCGCCAUCAUGUAAGCUAGAUUGACAUUUUAAAUGUUACAGAAACAAUCAACCACAAUACACAGAUUUUUUUCCUUAUUUUUUUUCUUUUGCAACUCACACUGAACUGUUGGUCCCUAAUCAGCAAAUGGGUCUGUUUACAUCAACUGGAUUGAAAUGCUGAGCCGUUUUAGCAAAUAUUAAACAGAUGAGGCAUUAAUAGUUUGCUCUUCAGACCGUUGUGUCUUCGCAACUCAAUAUUUUCAUGCUUAUUUUCAUUUCAGCUUCAGUCAGUGCUUUAAUAUAAAGAGUUAAAUGAAUUGUUUCAUACAGUCAUUUGCAUGAACAUAUUACAUUGUAAGAUAAAAUUUGUACCCUAUUGCGGUGAGUCUUUUUUUUGUGCCAGGCAUCACCAAGUACCCUCCUCUUCCCCAAUCAUGUGUCAUCUCAAGUUUCUCAAUACAAAAUCUCAUUUUUGGUUGAUUUAUUUUAUUUUUAUUUUUUUUCAUUCUCAUCUGAAUUUUUUGUAAUGUUUUUUUUUUUUUUUUUAAGAAAAAUAAAAAUGUAUCUUGGUUUUAAAA